AUGGGAGUACAUGGGCUAUGGCGCCUCCUUGACACUUUUGGGGAAGUGACGCGACCGGAUGAUUGGCGUGGCAAGCGGGUUGCAAUUGACGCGAGUAUUUGGAUGAGUCAAUUUCGAGCACAAUGCGCAGCCGGUGAAAAUGUUGAGCAGCGUAUUCUUGAGGGAUUUUUCUUGCGCAUCCUUAAACUCCUCUUUUACGGUAUUGAACCUGUCUUUGUAUUUGACGGUUCCGCCGCACCUUUGAAGUCAAUGGAGAGGCGACGGCGAGCAGAGCGUCGUGCGGCGCUGGAACGCGCGGCUCUCACGCGUCGUGCUAAACAGAUUGUCAAGGCUCAGUUAGCUUCAGGCGUUUUGGAUGUGCAGGCGUUGGAUCGGCAGAGUCCAGUGAAGAAAAGCGGGGAUCACUUAAGCUCAAGUAAGAGGAGGGACGCUCCAAUGGUGCGAUAUUUAUCCUCAAGGAGAUUACCUGUCACCGCGACAGAAGGUUGUGGUGCUCUUCCGCGAAGGUUGAUGCAUAAGAGACCGCGUGAAGUUGUGCUCGAACCUGAUGUUGUUUCUAGAACUCUGACGAAAAAUUUCUUAAACGAAGCGGAAGAGUGGAUGGAGGAAAAGAGGCGCGGUGAAAUGUGCAUUGAGGCCAACACGCUUUUGUACUCUAGCACCUCCCUCUUUAUGGGACCUCGACGGGUGCUGGAAGGAAAAAUAGAUGAAUUCAUGGUGCCCGAUGCACAGCUUGAGAAUGAUAAAAAACCCUCACAACACAUGAGCCUUUCUUUCCCAACGAGGAGACCACCCUCGGUGGUGAUCUCUGACGAUGAAACAACUGGUAAUAAUGACUGGGAAACAGUAUCUACUGGCACGGGUGACGGGGAUUCUGUUGUAGUUGUAGAAGGCGAUAAAGGCACGUUUGUGUCUCGCCUUCACGAGAUGGAGGAAGUAAUGAGUCAGUCUCUGCAUGAAGAUUCUUGCGACACGUGGUCGGAAAAGACGAUGAUGGGUAGCGAUGACGGUAUCCUCUCUUCUUGCGGCAAGGGAGGUUGCAUUCGCGCUAGAAGCACAAGUAGCAGUGCUCCAGAUGACUCAGCCCUGCUGUGGAAUCCUGGCACCCAACUCAAUUGCCAAAAGGGCUCCGAAACCACGAAUAUACAACGUGAGGUAUCUGAAGAAGGGAGUGGGCAGUUUACACCCGUUUCUCUUCACCCUGUUGAGUGGCAAACUAGUGAGGAGACUUCUACCCUAGUAACAAAGGAGCUUGAAGGUGCACUGGGUGCCACAACGUCAGUGGUGGCGUCAUCGUUUUCCUACCCGUCCCACGUGCCGGCGUCGAAUCCAAAGCCAUCCACAGCAUCAUCAAUGGCAGCAGCAGGGUCGACGGUAAUAAAGUCGAAUACGAACGUAAAACAAGUUAUACCGUUUGAGUUGUUGGAAAUUGUGGAGUUACUGGAGUGCUGUGGGAUUCCAUUUGUAAUUAGUCCUCAUGAGGCAGAUGCACAGUGUGCCUUCUUGAGUCAACAUCGGCUUGUGGAUGCGGUGUUCUCAGAGGAUAGUGAUGUCAUUGUUCAUGGCGCAGCUGUUGUGCUGCGGGGAUUUUUCGCGAAGGACCGUUAUGUGGUGGCUUAUCGCCAGUGCGAUUUGGCGACGUGUGGCGUGGACAAGGACGUCUUGGUCGCGCUCGCACUUUUGCUUGGAUGCGACUACGCGGAGGGUGUAGACGGAGUCUCUUUGUUGGAGGCGCUACAAAUAAUUACUGCCUUUUGGCGCCAAGAAAGUGAUCAAGGCCCCUUGCAUGUGUUGGAAAUGUUGACGCAGUGGAGGAAUGCCGUGGUGCAGCGUUGUUUUGUGUGGGAUGACGAAAGCACUCUCUUGCAAUACUACUUAAACUGGAGGAAGUGGGCCUCGUUGCGGGUGACUAUGGAAUUCCCGAAGGCCGACGUUGUAGAUGCCUUUUUCAACGCCACAGUGGAGACGGAUCUAAGGUCAUUUGCAGCGGCAUCUCCAGAUUGGAAGCGUCUGCGAACCUUUGCCGGCAUGCACGGUUUACUUGGCAGUAUCACUUGCCAGCAAAGACUGGAGUUGGCUCAAAAAGAAUUCACGGCAAGAGAAUUGCAGCGUCAAGAUGUACACCAAAGACAGCAGUUGCGUCUUACUGAUUUUGCAAUGUCGUCACAGAUAAAGAAGGUGAUUUACAGGAAACAGCCACCCCGGUUUGCAGCAGCGCUCUCUGCCUUGCGGGUUGUCAGGCGAGGCGGGGUUAUUUUGGACGGCUGA
Molecule: messenger RNA, 2268 nt
Organism: Trypanosoma rangeli
Lineage: Eukaryota; Euglenozoa; Kinetoplastea; Trypanosomatida; Trypanosomatidae
Product: putative DNA repair protein RAD2
Exons: 1
Coding region: 1-2268 (755 amino acids)
Biological process (GO): nucleotide-excision repair
Cellular component (GO): nucleus
Molecular function (GO): single-stranded DNA binding; 5'-flap endonuclease activity
Source: RefSeq, a predicted model, not a curated record